UUCCAAAACGAAGAAGAAGCCGUUUGUAGUGGCGACAGUGAAUGUUAAAUAUCGAACAUUGAACAGCGUCGGAAAUAGUAGUUGAAUUUGCGAAUCUUCAAAGAAUUUGAAAAAGGCCGAGCAAAAAUGAGCAUAUUUGACGGGGAGGAUAAUCAAUAUGAGAAUGAAAAUGCACAAGAAAUUUCAUCCAAAUUAUGGCAAGAAGCUUGUUGGAUUCUUAUCAAUGCAUACUUUGAUGAAAAAGGACUUGUACGACAGCAAUUGGAUAGUUUUGAUGAAUUCAUUGAAAUGUCUGUUCAACGUAUAGUUGAAGAUUCUCCGCAAAUUGACUUACAAGCAGAAGCGCAACAUACCACAGGCGAAAUAGAAAAUCCUGUGAGACAUCUAUUGAAAUUUGAGCAGAUUUAUUUAUCUAAACCGACUCAUUGGGAAAAGGAUGGCGCACCAUCCCCUAUGAUGCCUAAUGAAGCCAGAUUGAGAAAUUUGACAUAUUCUGCUCCACUAUACGUCGAUAUCACCAAGACGAUAGUAAAAGAUGGUAAAGAUGGAGAAGAUCGCGUUGAAACGCAACAUCAGAAAACAUUUAUUGGCAAAAUACCAAUUAUGUUGAGGUCAAAAUAUUGCUUGCUUGCUGGCUUAUCUGAUCGUGAUUUAACAGAAUUAAAUGAGUGCCCGUUAGAUCCUGGCGGAUAUUUCAUUAUAAAUGGAUCUGAAAAGGUUCUUAUAGCACAAGAGAAAAUGGCAACAAAUACUGUUUAUGUGUUCAGCAUGAAAGAUGGUAAAUAUGCAUAUAAGGCAGAAAUCAGAUCCUGUUUGGAACAUAGCUCUCGUCCUACUUCAACCUUAUGGAUUAAUAUGAUGGCCAAGAGCGGAGCUAGUAUCAAGAAGUCAGCCAUAGGUCAACGCAUAAUUGCUAUUAUCCCUUACAUCAAACAAGAAAUACCCAUUAUGAUUGUUUUCCGAGCUCUUGGAUUUGUGGCUGAUCGUGACAUUCUUGAACACAUAAUUUACGAUUUCGACGAUCCUGAAAUGAUGGAAAUGGUCAAGCCGUCUUUGGACGAAGCUUUUGUUAUACAAGAACAGAAUGUCGCUCUAAAUUUUAUUGGCACCAGAGGUGCUAAACCAGGCGUGACCAAAGAAAAGCGAAUCAAAUACGCCAGAGAAAUUUUACAAAAAGAAAUGCUGCCGCAUGUUGGCAUAAGCGAUUUUUGCGAGACCAAAAAAGCUUAUUUUCUUGGUUACAUGGUACACAGAUUACUAUCGGCAUCUCUGGGACGAAGAGAAUUGGAUGAUCGGGAUCAUUAUGGUAAUAAGCGACUGGACCUUGCCGGACCUCUGCUAGCGUUCUUGUUUCGCGGCUUGUUCAAAAAUUUAAUGAAAGAGGUACGUUUGUACGCGCAGAAAUUUAUAGAUCGAGGAAAAGACUUUAAUCUCGAGCUAGCUAUCAAAACCAAAAUUAUUACCGAUGGCCUGAGAUAUUCGCUUGCUACGGGCAAUUGGGGCGAUCAGAAGAAAGCACAUCAAGCAAGAGCAGGCGUGUCGCAAGUAUUGAACAGAUUAACUUUUGCGUCAACAUUGUCGCACCUGAGGCGAGUAAAUUCUCCGAUUGGAAGAGACGGUAAACUUGCCAAACCACGACAGUUACACAACACAUUGUGGGGUAUGCUGUGUCCAGCUGAAACUCCUGAGGGUGCUGCUGUGGGAUUGGUAAAAAAUUUAGCUCUGAUGGCUUAUAUAAGCGUUGGAUCGCAGCCAUCACCCAUUCUCGAAUUCUUGGAAGAAUGGUCUAUGGAGAAUCUCGAAGAAAUAGUACCGAGCGCCAUUACAGACGCUACUAAAAUAUUUGUAAAUGGUUGCUGGGUCGGUAUUCAUAGAGAUCCGGAUCAGUUAAUGGCAACUUUGCGCAAAUUGAGAAGGCAGAUGGAUAUCAUUGUGUCAGAAGUAUCGAUGAUUCGCGAUAUCAGAGAUCGCGAAAUAAGAAUAUACACGGACGCUGGUAGAAUCAGCAGACCUUUGCUCAUAGUGGAAGGACAAAAUCUGUUACUUAAAAAGAGACAUAUUGAUAUGCUGAAAGAAAGAGAUUACAACGACGGGUGGCAAGAGUUGGUAGGUAGCGGAGUGGUAGAAUACAUAGAUACACUGGAGGAAGAAACAGUUAUGAUAGCUAUGUCACCGGAAGAUCUUAGACAAGAAAAAGAAUAUGCAUAUUGUACGACUUACACACAUUGCGAAAUUCACCCAGCCAUGAUUUUAGGCGUGUGCGCUUCCAUUAUUCCGUUUCCCGAUCAUAAUCAGAGUCCUAGAAAUACUUAUCAGAGCGCUAUGGGUAAACAAGCCAUGGGUGUAUACAUUACAAAUUUUCACGUGCGCAUGGACACUUUGGCUCACGUACUGUAUUAUCCUCACAAACCGUUAGUCACCACACGGUCCAUGGAAUAUCUUAGAUUCCGUGAAUUACCAGCGGGUAUAAACAGUAUCGUCGCAAUUCUGUGUUAUACGGGAUACAAUCAGGAAGAUAGUGUUAUUUUAAACGCGAGUGCAGUUGAAAGAGGCUUUUUCAGAUCGGUGUUUUACCGGUCUUACAAAGAAGCCGAAUCGAAAAAGAUCGGCGAUCAGGAAGAACAGUUUGAGAAACCUUCACGUUUGACUUGUCAAGGGAUGCGUAACGCGAUAUACGACAAACUGGACGAUGACGGGAUUAUCGCUCCUGGAAUUCGAGUAUCCGGCGACGAUGUGAUCAUAGGAAAAACGAUCACUCUGCCAGAAACGGAUGAUGAGCUGGAUAGUACAACAAAACGUUUUACGAAACGUGACGCAUCGACUUUCUUGCGAAACAGUGAAACUGGUAUAGUUGAUCAAGUGAUGCUGACUUUGAAUAGCGAAGGAUACAAAUUUUGCAAAAUCCGCGUGCGCAGUGUACGCAUUCCACAAAUUGGCGAUAAAUUUGCGUCUCGUCACGGUCAAAAAGGUACAUGCGGAAUUCAGUACAGGCAAGAAGAUAUGCCGUUCACUUGCGAAGGUCUUACACCUGAUAUUAUUAUCAAUCCCCAUGCCAUUCCUUCUCGUAUGACUAUUGGUCACUUGAUCGAGUGUAUACAAGGAAAAGUUUCUGCCAACAAAGGUGAGAUUGGUGACGCCACUCCGUUUAACGAUGCUGUGAAUGUGCAAAAAAUUUCCACGCUCCUACAAGAAUACGGUUAUCAAUUGCGAGGAAACGAAGUGAUGUACAAUGGACAUACAGGACGUAAAAUCAAUGCCCAAGUCUUCUUGGGACCGACGUAUUACCAACGCUUGAAGCACAUGGUAGAUGAUAAGAUCCAUAGUAGGGCGAGAGGACCUGUGCAAAUUUUGGUCAGACAACCUAUGGAAGGUCGAGCUAGAGAUGGCGGACUUCGCUUUGGAGAAAUGGAACGAGACUGUCAAAUUUCUCAUGGCGCGGCGCAAUUUUUGAGAGAACGUUUAUUCGAAGUAUCAGAUCCGUAUCGAAUUCACAUUUGCAACUUCUGUGGUUUAAUUGCCAUAGCUAAUUUACGAAACAACACAUUUGAGUGCAAAGGAUGUAAAAACAAAACUCAAAUUUCACAAAUCAGAUUGCCGUAUGCGGCGAAGUUACUUUUCCAGGAACUAAUGGCAAUGAAUAUUGCACCUAGACUCAUGAUACAUUAAAGUCUUGGUUUUCAUAGAUUUUUAGUAAGAUGUUAAACAGCGAACACGUAUUUAAAUACAAUAAACACAUAUAUUACACAUACAAAUGUAAAUAUAGCUGUAUAAAGUAUAUAUUAUUGAGUAUCUUAAAAUUGACUUGGAUGUGUGUAAAAUGUU
Molecule: messenger RNA, 3822 nt
Organism: Pseudomyrmex gracilis
Lineage: Eukaryota; Metazoa; Arthropoda; Insecta; Hymenoptera; Formicidae
Gene: RpII140
Product: DNA-directed RNA polymerase II subunit RPB2
Exons: 7
Coding region: 127-3666 (1179 amino acids)
Biological process (GO): DNA-templated transcription
Cellular component (GO): RNA polymerase II, core complex
Molecular function (GO): DNA binding; DNA-directed RNA polymerase activity; ribonucleoside binding
Source: RefSeq, a predicted model, not a curated record